This is a messenger RNA of Symbiodinium necroappetens, 1416 nucleotides long. The record is from the annotation of a GenBank genome assembly. NCBI's taxonomy places the organism in Eukaryota, Dinophyceae, Suessiales, Symbiodiniaceae.
GAGAGCUCUGGUAAUGGCCCGGAUCUGGUGGAACCAGCUCCAAAGAAGGAGAAGAAGUCCAAGAACAAGAAGUCCCAGGCUAAGAAGGAGGAGGCUCCUGUCGCCAAGAAAGAGCCCGAGGCGAAGCCGCAGGCAAAGCCGGAAGAAACAGCGCCAGCUCCAGCCGCUCCAUCGCCUCCCGCCGAAACUCCAGCAACCCCAACACCAGCUCCAGCGAAUGAUGUGGCCAGUGCCGAAGUGCCUCCGGUUGAGCGACCUUCCGCUGCGGAGAAGGAUGCUCCCGUCAAGGUUGAGCAGGCAACUUCGAAGAAGAGCAAGAACGGAAAGGCCAAGAAGGCGGAGACAAGACCGGCGGAGAACAACUCCCGCACCGCCAGCAAGGAAGCACCAGUGAAGCCCUCCGCGCGCAAAGCUGACCCGGAUGUCGAGGCCGCGCUUCAGCGCCUGGCGCGGCAGCCCCUGGCCAAGCCCUCUCUUCGUGGCCCAGCGCUCCUUCGAGAGGCUCAAGAGCUGCUUUCGCGCCUGGAAGCAGAGGACCUCUUGAAGCAGCUCGAGACCGAGGAGGAGCAUGCGCGUCGUGCCGCAGGUAAAAAGAAGGCCAAGAAGAACAAGGCAGCCGCAAGGGCCAAAGCCGGCGCGAAGAAGGGCCAAAAGGGCGAAGCACCCGUGGAGGUGCUGAAGGCCACACUUCCUGGCACAGAGGCCGAUGCUGAGGACGAGAAUGUGGAGAUCGAAGAAGAGGUCGCCUCCGAGCCUUCUGAGAUCAAGCUGGAGGAGGCUGACAAGAAGGAGUCUGAGGAGGAAUCGACGGAGAUGCACAGCUCCGACGGCCACGACACCCACAGCUCUUCCGCAGCUUCGGACGAGGAACGCUGUGGCAAGAAGGCUCAGGCAAUCAGCAUCGCAGAGGAGCGCGGCAAGAAGCAGAAGAAGAUGGACCGAUUGCAGCGUGCCGAGGCCGUGCGCGAGGCCAAAGUGGAGGCCACCACCGAGGAAUCGUCAGCACCCGCUGAUUCCUUCAACGGUGCCCUCGCCGGCGCGCAAAUUUUAGAUUUCUUGAGGAGUGGCAAGCCAGACAAGGAGUCGCGGGCCGAGCCCAGCCGCAAUAACAAGAGCAAGAGUCGCCAGCAGAAGGAGCCAGAAGCUCCUGUGCAAAGCAAGGUCCAGGCCAAGGCGAAGGCCACGCCAAAGCCUGCCGAGAAGGUGCAGCCAAAGAUGCCGACAAAAGCGGACACCAAAGCCAAGGAAGAGAAGGAGACUGGCUCUUCCGAGGACUCCACGGAGCUGCACAGCUCCGACGGCCAAGACUCCCGCAGCUCCUUCUCCGCCUCGGACGAGGAGAGUGGCAAGAGGGUCGAGGCCCCGACAUCUCGGGCGAUGCAUCUAGGGUCAACGGUAAACGAUGUCGGUGUGUGA